UCGGCGGCGGCUCCCGGCGCGCCGGUGGACGCUGGAAGCCAAGAUGGCGGCGGAGCUGGUGGAAGCGAAAAACAUGGUGAUGAGUUUCAGAGUCUCAGAUCUUCAGAUGUUACUGGGUUUUGUUGGCCGGAGUAAGAGUGGACUUAAACACGAGCUGGUCACUAGAGCGUUGCAGCUGGUCCAGUUUGAUUGUAGCCCUGAAGUUUUCAAGAAAAUUAAAGAGCUCUAUGAGACUCGCUAUGCCAAGAAGAACUCUGAACCGGGGCAGCCACAGCAGCACCGACCUCCAGAGGCGCUCUCCAUACAUUCUUCCUAUGACCGUGGGAACACUGUUGCUAGGACUUCUCUUUCCACGCCUAACAUUGACUAUCCUGCACUCUAUGGGAAAUACCUUAACGGACUGGGGAGAUUACCACCCAAAGUUGUAAAGCCUGAAGUUCGGCUGGUGAAACUUCCCUUCUAUACCACCUUGGAUGAACUGCUGAAGCCAACAGAGCUAGUCCCACAGAAUAACGAGAAGCUUCAGGAGAGUCCGUGCAUUUUUGCACUGACGCCAAGACAAGUGGAGCUGAUCAGAAAUUCCAGGGAGUUGCAAGCUGGUGUGAAAUCUGUUCAGGUUGUGCUAAGAAUCUGCUACACGGACACUAGUUCCCCGCAGGAGGAUCAGUACCCUCCAAACAUCGCAGUAAAAGUGAAUCAUAGUUACUGCUCAGUGCCGGGCUACUACCCAUCUAACAAGCCUGGAGUGGAGCCUAAAAGGCCCUGUCGUCCCAUUAACCUCACACAUCUCAUGUACCUGUCAGCAGCGACCAAUCGAAUCACAGUUACGUGGGGGAAUUAUGGAAAGAGUUAUUCAGUGGGCCUAUAUUUAGUGCGGCAAAUGACCUCAGCGGAAUUGCUGCAGAGGUUGAAAACCAUUGGAAUUAAACAUCCAGAGCUCUGCAAGGCACUCGUAAAGGAGAAAUUACGUUUGGAUCCAGACAGUGAAAUUGCUACUACAGGUGUUCGAGUCUCGCUCAUCUGCCCGCUGGUGAAGAUGCGCCUGUCUGUCCCAUGCCGGGCUGAGACCUGUGCACACCUACAGUGCUUCGAUGCAGUCUUCUACCUCCAGAUGAAUGAGAAGAAGCCAACUUGGAUGUGUCCUGUGUGUGACAAACCAGCACCCUAUGACCAGCUAAUAAUUGAUGGGCUGCUAUCAAAAAUAUUGACUGAAUGCGAGGAUGCAGAUGAAAUUGAAUACCUGGUAGAUGGAUCCUGGUGUCCAAUCAAAGCUGAGAAAGAGAGAAGCUGCAGCCCUCAGUGUCCAAUAUUGGUACUAGGUUCUUCCGAUGUCAACGGGCUGUUGCCGACUCCCAAUGGUAAUGGAGAGAACGGCAAGGUCACCGCCGACGUUGUGGAUUUAACACUGGACAGUUCAUCAUCCGAGGAAGAGGAGGAGGAAGAUGAUGAAGAAGACGACGACGACGAUGAUGGACCCCAACCAAAACGACGCUGCUCUUACGAGAAAGGUUUAGUUUCUGCCUGCUGACUGCGGAAGUAGCUCUGAAUCUCAGAAUGGACAGACUUGAAUACUCUGGUGCUUACUAAACUGGAGGGGAGGGGAAUUUCUCCUUCGCCUCACUUCCCUUCCUCCCUGGUCUCCUUUUGACGUUCCUAUUCCAAGUUAACCAUUAAAACGAAAAAUAAAACCAUUGAGCUGCUUCUUGGUUGGAAAACUGCCCCACUAAACAGCCUGACCCGAGCUCUGCCAGCUCAACCUGACCCGGAGUUCGAAGUAAGGAAAGUGUCUUAAGCCAGGCAGCCAGGAUCCAGAGCUAACUGACCUUGGGUGCCAUUCAGCAUUAGUGUGAAUCGCUGGAGUUCCCCUGAAAACCUACAGGAUGGCUAACUCCAGUGCAUCUCCAAAGCUGUGUGCAUUUUUAUUGUCUUGUUAAAUAAUCAUUCCUGAUUAUCUAAAGUUUUGCUGGACAUGUGAAUGGGUGGGUUAGGGUGGGAAAGAGAGGGACUUGGGCUGGGGGCGGGGGGGGAGGUUUAUAUAUCCCAGCAAGGUUAGAGGGUUUUUUAAGGGUAGGGGAAGGAAUGAAAGGAAAGACUUAAGAUUGGAAUCGCACUGUUCUUGCUAGGAGCCCCAGCAGCUCUGCACCUCAUGUAAAGAGACACAUUGUGAAUCCUUUUAAUCUACUCUGAAGAUGAUGUAGAAAUUGUGCGUAGUUAAUCAUUUUAGUUGAGCAGAAGCCAUGGGGAGGGCAAGGAGGGCUUGAACCACAAAUCUGUUGUAUUUAUGAAGUGCAAUAACUUGGUGUUUUUGAAGAUGCAAAGGGCUGUGCAUUCCCUUUUGUAAAGAAAGCUUUGUCUCCGGAAUCGGUGCCAGGGGCCUGCAGGGACACGGGGCAUUGUGUAGGCGUGAGGUGGGGUGGAGGGGAUGUAUGGCCUUCAAGAAAAUGCCAGGUGGGGAAAUCUCAGUUUCUAGCCAACUACCUCGGUAACUCCAAUUCAGGUUUAUUUCAGUCAUGAAACAGUGCGAAGCCCAUCACUGGUACUGCUGACCAAUUUAAUGUCAUUGUGUUUGGAGACUUAGCCAAGGGCUAAGUGGAGCACGGCGACCACGUAUUAAUGGCCUCUGGACUUUUCCACGUCUGUUAAGGCUUUGGUCCCAGACCCAAAGCCACUGCUAAGCUCUUAAUGGCAAAACAUUGUUGCUUUUGAGUUUCCAAAUGGUAACCUUUUCCUUUGUCUUGUAAAGAUUUUUUUGGUAACUAAAUUGCCUACGCAGCUCUGCCUGUCCCUAGUUAAAAGCCUCUGAAGUCUGCUUCUCUUUGGACCUUGCUGACUUUCUCGUCUGUGGAUGAGAAUAAACUUUAAAAGGAAGUUGGCAUGUUGACUUUGCCCCUUGAGCAUAUACAAGGGAAGCGUGGAACUCAAAGUAACUGCCCUUAGUAAUGCAAUGGACCACCCCACCAGCUGAGCAGAGAUGCUCCAACCAAGGCCAUGCGUGUAGCUUCCAGUCGUGCUGUAUAGAGACUUCCCAGCUACUGGCAAAGGACAUUCUCUCAUUUUCAGCCCUGCCACCCCUUCUGCUUACACCGUACUCUCUAACCAUUGGUGAAAGUACAGACACAUGGGCAGUGUGGACUCUAUUUCAUGUCCUAUAAUUACCUCUUCCCCUAAAGCUUGGGCCUGGAGGAAAGGAGGCAGCUAUGUUAAACCACAGAACCAAAGUGAUGGUGCUUUCCAAAGCACUUCUGAUGCAUUUAAGAAAAAGUGAUGCAUUUAAAAUACCCCAUCAACUUAAAAGCCAUCAAGUUCCACUAGAACUCUUUUUAAAUACCCUUUUAAGGACCUACUCUAAAGCCUGUAGGAAGAGAGCAGAAUUUUAUCCCAUAGAUGCUAUUGAGCAGAAAGCUAGACCCUGGCUUUCGGAGUCUUUCCUCUCCAAAUCCUCACUGAGACUUGUUGCAUGAUGUCCGAAUAGAACUUUCUCCAGUGAGGCAUGCUGUCCCUCAGAUUAAGCUGCUUCAAGAAAUCCCGGGCCCGGUGGUGGUGGGUUAUCGUGCUCUGAGUCCUCUGAUGAGAGCGAGAGCUGAUCACCUAGGACCGCAUGGGCAUGUUUGAAGGGAAAGGUCCUUCCUGCAAAUCUGUAUUUGGCCCAGCAAACGGAAGUGGAGGCAGGUGGAAAAUGUUUCUGCCUUUCCCCCCUCCCACCCCCCUAAAUGAACACUUGCAAAGCUGACUGUGGCAGGGGCACAUCAGGCUGAGGGGGUGGCGGGGGGGAUUGUCAAGAAGCCUCUCUCACAUUUCCUCAGCAGCAGCACCAGCCUGUGAAAACAUGGCGAAGGAAUUACCCAGCCUUCCCCCUGCCCCCUAAGAGCAAUUGAGGGGAUGAGGGACAGGAGGGAAAGAGGCAACCCUGGAAUCUCAUUCACUCUUCCGCCAUUUUAGUUCCUUUCCCACAGAAAAACCUUUAUUUGUAUGGAAGACUUUUUUUAUUUUAUUUUAUUUUUGCAAAUAAGCAAUAUGUUUUCAGGUUGAAACAAAUAAAUAGAUAAAAAUAACUUGGUAGAGCUCAAAUUGUUUUACUUUAUAAAGUUUUGCGGCUUGCAUCCCCAGCCACCCGGUAGUGUUAAGAGUCCAGUUUUUUUUCUAAUAUUUGUAUCCUAAUUUAAUUGUUUUUAAAUUUUCCAGGCCAAGCCACUGUUUGGAGACGACAUGCUUCUGUUACUCCUUUCUUUUUGAGUUGGCCAGCUCCUCCUGUACAUGUUUUUCUUAUAUCCUGUUUUUUCUUUUUUGUAAAGAAGAGGAAAAAAACAAGAAUUAUUUUUCUUUCCCUCAGUACACAUUCUUCAAUGUUCAGAAUUCUAGUGUUUUGUUAAAUAAAAAGAAAGAUUUACAUUUAA
Messenger RNA from Gopherus flavomarginatus (Mexican gopher tortoise), 4394 nucleotides. It is a transcript of the gene PIAS4, whose product is annotated as protein inhibitor of activated STAT 4. The transcript is spliced from 11 exons. Gene Ontology annotation, biological process: protein sumoylation; regulation of transcription by RNA polymerase II. Gene Ontology annotation, molecular function: zinc ion binding; SUMO ligase activity; transcription coregulator activity. The record is from RefSeq and is a predicted model, not a curated record. The coding region runs from base 44 to 1528 and encodes 494 amino acids. Lineage: Eukaryota; Metazoa; Chordata; Testudines; Testudinidae.